CAGAAAAGAGCCGUCCAAGCCUGCUGAUAGGACUAGCUAGGGAGUCCUAAUCCGAGGAACACGUCUGGAUGAUCAAAAUUCAUGUUUGCACCAACUUCGCAAUAGAAUUUUUGAUUGAAUACGAAGCAUAACAAAUGGCUGACUUGAGGAGACAUACAAUUUUGAAUCAAUCUAACCAAUCGCCAUUGCAGUCAGUUCCAUUUUCACCAGCUAUGACACCAAGGUCAACAUGGUCGCCAGCAGCAACUGUACCAGAUUGGUCAUCUAGUGAUAAACAUCAGUGUUCGUUUGACCAGAAUGUACCUAAAACACCAAGAUUUACAGCUAGGACAUCUGGUGGUUCUCAGCAACAAAUGACUCCACUGCUAGCUUCGACUCCACCUGACCAGUUGGUUCCCAGUACUCCCGUUGAGCAUUUGACGGACCUAAAUUCUAAAUUGGCCUCAAAAUCAAGACAAAAUCGAACCAUAAUGUCAUCUCCAACGACCGAGUUGAGCCACGAUCAAUUAAACCUUUUUGAUGGUGAUGAUGAUGAUAUUUUCCCGACAUAAUUAUCAUCUAAAAUGCUGUGUUUUUAAAAAGCAAGAAGUGAUAUUUUAAACAAGUUAAAUGAACAUUUUAAAAGUAAAGAAAUAAUCAUAACAUUAAUUGAGCUAGAAACAUCUUUGUAAUACUAAUAGUUAGUAAUUGUAAUAAUUUCAUAAUUAAUAUUUGAGAUAUGGA
Messenger RNA from Anneissia japonica, 723 nucleotides. RefSeq lists its product as uncharacterized. The record is from RefSeq and is a predicted model, not a curated record. Lineage: Eukaryota; Metazoa; Echinodermata; Crinoidea; Comatulida; Comatulidae. The coding region runs from base 135 to 551 and encodes 138 amino acids. The transcript is spliced from 4 exons.